AUGUUUAUUUAUUUUUUUCAGAGUAUCCCACGAGUUUUCAGCAAAUUUUCCAAUAAAGAAGCCAGAAAACCCUGCAAUCAGGUUAAAAACCGCUAUAUUGAUAUUUUGCCUUAUGAUGAAAAUCGAGUGGUCCUGUCUGAGAUACAUGGGGAGUCUGGAUCAGACUAUAUCAAUGCCAGCUACAUUAAUGGAUUUAAAGAGCCAAGAAAGUACAUUGCUGCUCAAGGCCCUAAGGAAGAAACUAUGACUGAUUUUUGGAGAAUGAUUUGGGAACAGAAGUCAACAAUUAUUGUGAUGGUGACUCGUUGUGAAGAGGGCAAUCGGGUAUGUCAGGAUGGGCAUUAUUUUUGCAACAAUAAUUAUUUGAAAUGCUUU
Nanorana parkeri is the source of this 375-nucleotide messenger RNA. Its product is annotated as receptor-type tyrosine-protein phosphatase C-like. Lineage: Eukaryota; Metazoa; Chordata; Amphibia; Anura; Dicroglossidae. Gene Ontology annotation, molecular function: protein tyrosine phosphatase activity. The transcript is spliced from 4 exons. Gene Ontology annotation, biological process: positive regulation of peptidyl-tyrosine phosphorylation; protein dephosphorylation; negative regulation of protein kinase activity. The annotation marks the transcript as partial. The record is from RefSeq and is a predicted model, not a curated record.